UAAAAAAAUAAAAUCAAAAGUAACCCCCAAUUACUACUUAUCAUAAAUUGGUAUAAUUGGGUCUGUAGACUCUGUACCCAUUUUGAGAGUUUCGUCUGAAACAUUGAAACCAUUCUGAACGGUAACUCACUUCGUCUGAAACAUUGAAUUUCACUUGGUCUGGUUGAGUAAUGAGGUACGUGAAGUCGUUGAACUUGUUCCAGGAUUUGCUCACGUCAAAAGCAGUAAAACGGGGUCGUUUGCUUGGUCUGGAUGUUGGUGAUAAGUAUGUUGGACUAGCUGUUUCAGACACUCACAAUAAGAUAGCUUCACCUCUAAGUGUUCUGCUAAGGAAGAAAUCAAAUAUUGAUCUAAUGGUUAGUGACUUUCGAAGUCUGAUCUCUGAACUUUCUCUGGUGGGCUUUGUUGUUGGCUGCCCUUUUGACAGACAAAGAAGUGCUCCUGAUGCUGUGCAAGUGAAGCUUUUCAUUGAUGAUCUCUGUAAAACGGGGAAACUCAAAGGUUUGAACUACACGUAUUGGGAUGAGAGUUUUACAUCUAAGAAUGUGGAAUUACUGUUAAAGCCUUUGAAUUUACAUCCAGUCCAGUCAAAGACAAUAAUUGACAAGUUUGCUGCUGUGGGAAUACUCCAGGGAUACCUGGAUUAUGUUAACAGGAAGAUGAAGUUGGAAGCAGCAGAGUAAGAUGUCUCUAAAUGGAUGCUAUAGCUCACUAACAAGGCCAGCAUUGGGG
Molecule: messenger RNA, 732 nt
Organism: Quercus lobata
Lineage: Eukaryota; Viridiplantae; Streptophyta; Magnoliopsida; Fagales; Fagaceae
Product: putative pre-16S rRNA nuclease
Exons: 8
Coding region: 171-683 (170 amino acids)
Biological process (GO): rRNA 5'-end processing
Source: RefSeq, a predicted model, not a curated record